Protobothrops mucrosquamatus (brown spotted pit viper) is the source of this 837-nucleotide messenger RNA. RefSeq names its product TATA-box binding protein associated factor 12 (gene TAF12). Gene Ontology annotation, cellular component: SLIK (SAGA-like) complex; transcription factor TFIID complex; SAGA complex. NCBI's taxonomy places the organism in Eukaryota, Metazoa, Chordata, Lepidosauria, Squamata, Viperidae. Gene Ontology annotation, molecular function: TBP-class protein binding; protein heterodimerization activity; DNA binding. Gene Ontology annotation, biological process: RNA polymerase II preinitiation complex assembly; DNA-templated transcription initiation. The transcript has 6 exons. The record is from RefSeq and is a predicted model, not a curated record. The coding region runs from base 170 to 655 and encodes 161 amino acids.
AGAUCUAGAUACUCAGAUAGCUGUAAGUAAAUUGGCUUGAAGUGACCAUCGCAUGGCAUGCUAGCAUCAUAAUGAAAAGCUAAAGUUGGUUGGUUUGGGUCCACAUAAUCCAAAAAAGAAGCAAGACCUGGAUAAGCUCUAUGACCUCAAGACUAAAGCUCAGCAGAUUAUGAACCAGUUUGGUCCGUCUACCUUGAUCAAUUUAUCAAACUUUUCUUCAAUCAAAGCAGAAGCAGGCAAUACUCCUCCUCAUAGUUCCAUGGCAAACAAUACCUCUGUGGCAAAGAUGCCUGGGACCCCUAGCAGUGGGGGACGCCUCAGUCCUGAAAGUAAUCAGAUAUUAACAAAGAAGAAACUGCAGGAUCUGGUUAGAGAAGUGGAUCCAAAUGAACAGCUGGAUGAAGAUGUAGAGGAGAUGUUGCUGCAGAUUGCUGAUGACUUCAUUGAAAGCGUGGUGACCGCUGCCUGCCAGCUUGCACGGCAUCGCAAGUCUAACACUUUGGAAGUAAAGGAUGUCCAGCUGCAUCUUGAACGCCAGUGGAAUAUGUGGAUCCCAGGUUUUGGCUCUGAAGAAAUCAGGCCCUACAAAAAAGCCUGCACUACAGAAGCUCACAAACAGAGAAUGGCAUUGAUCCGCAAAACAACCAAGAAAUAACUCUGGGAAAAGACAGAAAUCAAAAAGAAAAAAAAGAGACUCUUCUAAGAGAAAAAAAAAAGUCUGCCUCUGAAGCUGUGGAGUGUCCUUGAGGUCAUCUGUUGGAUAAUUAUUAUUUUUUUGCAAUGCUUCACAGAGAAGCAUAUAUUUUCACAGUGCAGCAAUAAAGGGUUAUUAGAGAA